Messenger RNA from Labrus bergylta (ballan wrasse), 2833 nucleotides. RefSeq lists its product as uncharacterized. Gene Ontology annotation, cellular component: cytoplasm. The record is from RefSeq and is a predicted model, not a curated record. Gene Ontology annotation, biological process: protein phosphorylation; signal transduction. Gene Ontology annotation, molecular function: ATP binding; protein kinase activity. Lineage: Eukaryota; Metazoa; Chordata; Actinopteri; Labriformes; Labridae.
CUCUCUCUCUCUCUCUCUCUCUCUUCUCUCUCUCUCUCUUUCCAGCACUUUCUGGUUUCUUCUCUCUGACAACAAUCUGUUCUGCUGACUGACAACAUCCACUUCGACCGGGUUGAGGAAAACUCCUCUGCCCCUGAUUAUUUCUUCUCCUUCUUUCGCUCUGAGUGGAUCUGUAUAACUUUUCUUGUGGGAAGAGUCGGUGGGUUAAGCCAGCAACCUUUUGGGCUGCUGUAAGAGUCUUUGCGUGCGUGUGUGUGUUUGUGUGUGUGUGUGUGUGAAUGUGCACGUUAGUCAGUAUGCCAUGUCGUCUCCUGGCUCGUCGUUUGUGCAGAUAAAGCAUGAGGACCUACUCUUCUAUGAGAACUGUGGAGGUGGAAGCUUUGGGAGCGUCUACAGAGCCCUGUGGAUUUCCCAAGACAAGGAGGUGGCUGUGAAGAAGCUUCUCAAGAUUGACAAGGAGGCCGAGAUUCUUAGUGUCCUGAGUCAUAAGAACAUCAUUCAGUUUUAUGGAGCCAUGCUGGAAUCUCCCAACUAUGGCAUUGUCACAGAAUAUGCUAGUGGGGGGUCUCUGUAUGAGUACCUCUCAAGUGAGCAGAGUGAGGAGAUGGACAUGGAGCAGAUCAUGAUGUGGGCCAUACAGAUAGCUAAAGGGAUGCAUUACCUCCAUGCAGAAGCUCCAGUCAAAGUAAUUCAUAGAGACCUGAAGUCACGGAACGUGGUGAUGACAGCAGACAAAGUGCUGAAGAUUUGUGACUUCGGGGCGUCAAAGUUCCUGUCGCACACGACCCAUAUGACAGUGGUUGGCACUUUCCCCUGGAUGGCUCCUGAGGUUAUUCAGAGUCUGCCUGUCUCGGAGACCUGUGACACCUACUCCUAUGGCGUGGUGCUGUGGGAGAUGCUGACUCGGGAGGUUCCUUUCAAAGGAUUUGAAGGGCUGCAGGUUGCAUGGCUGGUGGUAGAAAAACAAGAGAGGCUGACCAUCCCCACUAGCUGUCCAGCAAGUUUUGCAGAGCUGAUGAGGAGAUGCUGGCAAGCAGACCCAAAGGAGCGUCCACAGUUCAAACAGGUGCUGGUAACCCUGGAGACUAUGGCCAACGACAGCCGUCUACCGGACCAGUGUAACUCUUUCCUACAUAACAAGGACCAGUGGAGGUGUGAAAUUGAGUCGACUCUGGAGCGCCUUCGAAAGCUGGAGAGGGAACUUUACUCCAAAGAGAAGGAGCUGGAGGAGAGGGAGCGGAGGCUCAGACUGUGGGAGGAGAGGCUGAUGGAGAGGUCCAACAUGAGUCCCAGUCCAACAUCCCUACUCAUGGAGCGCUCAAACAUCUCACCAUUCUUCACACCGAUGUCUAUCGGUUCUUCCGGCUCGUUCUUCCGCUCACACUCUCAGGACUCCAACAGCGCCGGGCUCAGCAGUGCUGGGGUCAGCAGUGCUGGCGUCAGCUGCCUCCUCCGCACCCUCAGCAACGGAGACACGGAAAGAGGGAGCAGUGCAGCGCUGGAGAAGGGGAUGGGCUCACUUGACAGCGGGAGGCUGCACGCCAUGAUCCGAGGUUUGCAGGGCAGGUUCGGAGAUGAGGAUGAGGAGGAGGAAGAGGAGGAAGAGGAAGGGACCCUGGAGGAGAAAAGAUGGGGGCAGAGGGAAAGGGAUGACAGUGGAGGAAGGGUGCAGGUAACACUCAGGAGCUUCCCAGGCGGUGUAGUGGAGAGGGAGGAAAGGACGUGGGGGGACGGGGACAGGGAGAGAGGAGGGAUGCAGAGGAGCAGGGUGACCACCAUAGUCCGAGGAUACUCAGGUGGGUUUGGAGAGGGGGAGGGGGAGAGGGAGAAAGAGGGAGGGUGGGAGAUAGAAAAACUUGGGGAUAGGCUGGAGGAGAGAGGGAUAGAGGGAGGAAUAGAAGGAGGGAGGCUCCCAACUAUGUUCAAGGGUCUCCACGGGAGUUUGGGGGGCUUGGGGGACAUGCUGUCCUUAGAUAUGAAUGACAUGGGGGACAUGGAGAGGAUAGGUGACAUAGACAUGGACAUGGGUGACCUGGGAGUCAUGAAGGUAGUGGGUCAAGGUGUCAGGAGUGAGGCUGGGGUCAGGGGUCGCAGGACUGACAUGGGAGUCAUGGUCCAGGGAGUAAGAGGUGACCUCAGCCAAAAGAUUAGAGGUGAAGUGGGAGUCCUCGGGCAAUCAGGGGUGCAGGUGAGCAUGCGAGCUUCGUCCAAUCAGAACUCUGUGAAGAGCUGCAGCGUGCGGCACGGAACCAAGAUCAACAUGUCCUCUGCAGCCAGGGACAUGAUGGAGCUCGACUGGUCUGAUAGUGACUAGAAAACAAAAAAGAGAAAUACACACAGAAAAACACACAGAGGCCAAACUAGACAGAUUUUGUUUCAGUUUGUUAACACAUACAGUAUCUGAGCUGCAGUAUGUGCAUUAGAAUCUUUGAGAGAGUUGAAAAAGAGCUGGUAUACACACUUUUUUUGGUAUUUUUUUUAUUGAAUGGAUGAAUAUUAUACCCAUGUGUACUGUGAAGUAGGAAGGAGAAUGAUACGAAAUUUGCCUUGUCAUUUUGUCAGAAUGACUUCACCUGUGUAAUUUAACGUGCUAUUAAAACUGCUGCAUAACACACUGUAAGAGGUACAAGUGAAAGAAAAAUAACACACUUGAAUGCCGCUCUACUGAGGCAGCACGGUCUGAUAUUUUUUUCCCCGCUUAGAAAGUAUCUCUUAGUUUAUAGCUUUGAUUUGUUCAGAACAAGCUCAGUUCUAACUGUGAUCUAGUGUGUGAAUGUUUGGCAUUUCUUUCUGUAUAUUUUAUCGUUUUUCAAUAAAAAGAUUAUAAAUUUUC